AUGUUUUAUGAAUCUGUGCCAGAUUUCCCUAUGGAUUCUAAUAACGGCAACUGCAGAGGUGCCAGCAUCGAGCGCUGCAAGUGCAAGCCUAUAAAAGCUACCCAGAAGACCUAUCUGCGCAACAACUAUAACUAUGUCAUUCGAGCUAAAGUGAAGGAGGUGAAGACUAAAUGUCACGACGUCACUGCGGUAGUGGAAGUAAAGGAGAUCCUAAAAUCUUCCCUGGUGAACAUCCCAAAGGACACUGUAAACCUUCACACGAACUCCGGCUGCCUGUGCCCACCACUCAACGCCAACGAAGAGUACAUCAUUAUGGGCUACGAAGACGAGGAGCGCUCCAGGUUACUCUUGGUGGAAGGCUCCAUAGCCGAGAAAUGGAAGGAUCGUCUUGGUAAAAAAGUAAAGCGCUGGGACCAGAAACUCCGCCACCUCGGGAAGGGGAAGGGAGAGCCCGGACACAGUGACUCGGCUCCAAAGCCCGGCAAACCCAGCAGUGCCCGACAAGCACGUAGUUAG
Molecule: messenger RNA, 516 nt
Organism: Egretta garzetta (little egret)
Lineage: Eukaryota; Metazoa; Chordata; Aves; Pelecaniformes; Ardeidae
Gene: FRZB
Product: frizzled related protein
Exons: 5
Coding region: 1-516 (171 amino acids)
Molecular function (GO): protein binding
Source: RefSeq, a predicted model, not a curated record